This is a messenger RNA of Salvelinus fontinalis (brook trout), 4712 nucleotides long. RefSeq names its product IQ domain-containing protein K-like. Lineage: Eukaryota; Metazoa; Chordata; Actinopteri; Salmoniformes; Salmonidae. Bases 1144 to 2340 code for a protein of 398 amino acids. Gene Ontology annotation, molecular function: protein binding. The transcript has 9 exons. The record is from RefSeq and is a predicted model, not a curated record.
AUGAGCGCAAAUGUACCAUUUAGAUUACAGGUGUCAAAGUCAUCCCAUGGAGGGCUGACUGUCUGCAGUUUUUCGCUCCUCCUUUAUACUUGAUGAGUUAAGCUUCCUAAUUACUAAAGAACUCCCCUCACUUCGUUGUCUAGGGCUUAAUUGAAAGGAAUAAACAAAAACCUGCAAACAGUAGGCCCUCCAUGGAAUGAGUUAGACAGCCCUGCAUUAGAUGGUGAAUGCUCUUAGAAUAAGAGAUCACUAUAGGACAGGGGUAAACUCACCCUACGAGGUCCAGAGCCUGCUAGUUUCUGUUCUACCUUAUCAUUAAUUGCACACACCUGGUGACCCAGGUCUAAAUCAGUCCCUGAUGAAAAAAAAAUGCAGAGGAACUGGCUUUGAGGUCCAGAGUUGAGUUUGAGGGCUUUUCUUCUAAUCAUAAUUGUUGGUGUGUAUUAUACGCUUAUACACUCACGACAUGAAUCGUAAUUCAAACUGCCUUUGAUAUAACCAAGUUAUUAUAAGCUUCAUUGGUCAAAAUUCAGAGUAGUAGAUCAUACGUAGGAAUGAGGAAGCUUUAUUAAUGUCUCGGGCAUGCCACGAUUCGAUCUGUUUAGCGUUGAUUGUAAUUCGAUUUGGAAUCGGGCUGCCUCCCGGGCAUGAGCCAGGUGCCCUGUUAUGGCCGGCGGCAAAAUCGACUCAAAAGAAAAGUAAUGUAACUAAGCACGUGUUUUCACAAGCAAAACUGAUUGCUUUUGAUAAAAAUCCUUUAUCUGCUUUCCCAAUGAAAACGAGUUAGAAAAUUCAAACAUGUAUUUUAUGGAAAAUGUAUGUUUCUGGACGAUGCACGGUGCUGCCUGGUUGACAACAUGACCGAGCGGCUCAGAUUACUGCUUUGAUUUGAGAUGGCGCGCCUCCCUCCCCGCUUUUGCCAGAUUAUUAUUCAACCCGAGCCAAUGUAAUAAAACUCGGUACACCUUGUCUUUGGUUCCGUCUGUCUGAGUCAGCUGUAGCUGCUGCCCUCCGGUGGCUGACGUGGGAUAUAUUUUUUUAGGAACAGCCCCUGCUUGUUUGCUAUUGGUUUAUUUUAAAGACUUGUGCCAUUAUACAUAUUUUCUAAUUGUGUUCAAAAUUUGUUUUUUGGGGCUAAGAGAAAUGUGUACUGCAUCCAAAAUAUUCUUCUUUUUUUCUUCUUCUUUAAAAAAAAAAACGGAAGUACGAACAUACGUUUUCCUUGACAACCAGCAAUGCGUUCUUAGCAACUGUCUCAGAAUGGCAAAAAUGAUUGGUGCUAAGAAAUCAUUGUGGCAACAAGUCUGUGAAGAAUAUGAAUCGGAGCAGCCCAGUCCACCCAGCGCUACUUGGACAGACAGUGGUUCAGUGAGCACUCAUGUCUCCCAGUACAGCGCCAGCAAGCACUCUCCUGUCUUCUAUGGUCUCAUGGCAGCUAAGGUUGCUGUGGAUGAUGACCCUGUGAAGCAUGUUGACCCUCUUCUGAGCCACCCUGCCCUUGCUGGAUACUCUGCGUUGGACAAACCUCCAUCCUCCUGUCACAGACAGCCUCUGACCACACACCCUGCAUCCACUGCCCAGCUCCAUCAACGCCCAAUCACCCAGUUCCUGGAGGGGUCCGUGUUCCCAGUGCUACUGCCUGGACUGGAGGCCAUGCUGAGAGAGGCCCAGAGACAACACUGCCUGGAGAGGAAAAGAACAGCAUUCAACGCUUGUGACUUCCUAACUGAGUGGCUGUACAAUCAGAACCCCCGCCGGCAGGGACAGGCCCCUGUGGACUUCCAUGAGAUCCCAUUUGUCAAGGACUGGCUCAGAAUACAUCCCAGGCCUCCCAUCCCUCUCUCCCUACUGCUGUCAGACCAGCAGGCUGCUGUUCUCAUCCAGUCCUUCUGGCGGGGCUAUACCGUGCGGGCCCGUGCAGAUGUGCAGGAGCUGCGCCAGUGGCAGAGGGAGCUUAGAGAGGAUAACCGUGACAUCACCAAAACGGUCCAAGAAUUCUGGGCUCACCAGGAGAGCCGGGUGAGCUCGGCCCUCAAUGACCUCAGGGGGGACUCCACCACCCCUCAGACCCCUCAGCCCGGCAGUGGGUACUCCAACUCAGACGUGUCCAUCCAGGUGGUCUCCCCCACCCCCCAGAGCACCAUGGUCCACACCCCCACCUCCCAGAUGAGUCCUGAGAGCACCGAGUCGCUGCCUCCCAGCCUGCAGGGAGUAGAGGAGCUGACCAGGCAGGAGAGGACACUAACUGACUCACUGACCCUGCCCGAGGCUGCUGCUGCUGCCGUCGCUGCUUUAGCCACCGCUAUGGAUACCUUUUCCCCAUCCUUAGGGAAACACUGAAAGGCCAUAGAGGCUGAGGCAAUCUGUGUCCCAAAUGGCACCCUAUUCCCUAUACCAGAGCUGCCAAAUCCUGGUCCUGGAGGGCUGAAAUACAGUGGCUUGCGAAAGUAUUCACCCCCCCUUGGCAUUUUUCUUAUUUUGUUGCCUUACAACCUGGAAUUAAAAUAGAUUUUUUGGGGGGUUUGUAUCAUUUGAUUUACACAACAUGCCUACCACUUUGAAGAUGCAAAAUAUUUUUUAUUCUGAAACAAACUUGAGCGUGCAUAACUAUUCACCGCCCCAAAGUCAAUACUUUGUAGAUCUUUCUUGGUGUAUGUCUCUAUAAGCUUGGUACAUCUAGCCACUGGGAUUUUUUCCCAUUCUUCAAGGCAAAACUGCUCCAGCUCCUUCAAGUUGGAUGGGUUCCGCUGGUGUACAGCAAUCUUUAAGUCAUAUCACAGAUUCUGAAUUAGAUUGAGGUCUUGGCUUUGACCAGGCCAUUCCAAGACAUUUAAAUGUUUCCCCUUAAACCACUCGAGUGUUGCUUUAGCAGUAUGCUUAGGGUCAUUGUCCUGUGGAAGAUGAACCUCUGUCCCAGUCUUAAAUCUCUGGAAGACUGAAACAGAUUACCCUCAAGAAAUACUUUCUAUUUAGCCCUAUCCAUCAUUCCUUCAAUUCUGACCAGUUUCCCAGUCCCUGCCGAUGACAAACAUCCCCACAGCAUGAUGCUGCCACCACCGUGCUUCACUGUGGGGAUGGUGUUCUCGGUGUGAUGAGAGGUGUUGGGUUUACACCAGACAUAGCGUUUUCCUUGAUGGCCAAAAAGCUCAAUUUUAGUCUCACCUGACCAGAGUACCUUCUUCCAUAUGUUUGGAGAGUCUCCCACAUGCCUUUUGGCGAACACCAAACGUGUUUGCUUAUUUUUUUCUUUAAGCAAUGGCUUUUUUCUGGACACUCUUCCAUAAAGCCCAGCUCUGUGGAGGCUUAAAGUCGUCCUAUGGACAGAUACGCCAAUCUCCGCUGUGGAGCUUUGCAGCUCCUUCAGGGUUAUCUUUGGUCUCUUUGUUGCCUCUCUGAUUAAUGCCUUACCUGGUCCGUGAGUUUUGGUGGGCGGCCCUCUCUUGGCAGGUUUACUGUGGUGCCAUAUUCUUUCAUUUUUUAUAAUGGAUGUAAUGAUGCUCCAACCCUGAUCUGUACAUUUCCACAACUUUGUUCCUGGCCUGUUUUGGAGAGCUCCUUGGUCUUCAUGGUGUCUCUUGCUUGGUGGUUCCCCUUGCUUAGUGGUGUUGCAGACUCUGGGGCCUUUCAGAACAGAACAUAUACUGAGAUCAUGUGACAGAUCAUGUGACACUUAGAUUGCACACAGGUGGACUUUAUUUAACUAAUUAUGUGACUUCUGAAGGUAAUUGGUUGCACCAGAUCAUAUUUAGGAGCUUCAAGGGGGUGAAUACAUAUGCACACACCACUUUUCCGUUUUUUUUAUUUAUCUUUUGAAACAAGUAAUUUUUUAAAUUUCACUUCACCAAUUUGGACUAUUUUCUGUAUGUCCAUUACAUGAAAUACAAAUAAAAAUCAAUUCAAAUUACAGGUUGUAAUGCAACAAAAUAGGAAAAAUGCCAAGGGGGAUGAAUACUUUUUAAGGCACUGUACUUCUGGUUUUCAGGACUAUUUCAGACCUGGGACACCAGGUGUGUGCAACAAACUACCAGGUAGAAACUAAAACCAGAAAUGUUUCGUGUUCCAGGAUUGGGCCUGCCCUAUAUAGUGCACUACUUGACCAACUACCUGUCCCUCCAUAUUGUUUGUGUGGCUAGGGAUCUUGCCGACUACGCCAACUGGUCAAAAGUAAUACAUCUUACAGGGUGCUACGGCAGAGCAUGACAUGUACAUCAUCAAUGUUAUAUCAACAUCACAACCUCAGAGAAUACACUUUUACACACUAUUACUGACACACUACUGAUGAAGAGCAUAGGUUACACACUAAUAUUAGAAACCACAUCGAUACGUACUGUAAAGAUGACUAGACACUCUGGUAGUCACUAGCACAAUGGCUUUGCUUCUAAUCACCUCUCCUCCAUAGCGCAUAGAAAGUUACAAAUAUUUCCUGUAUUUGUCACUUCCUUUUUCCACAAACAAGGUGAUAAUAAUGCUUUGGCUCAUGAAACAGACAAAUGUUCCCACUCAAAACAGGAAUUUAGGGCAGAGAAAAGGAUAAGAGCAGAUGAACAGAAUAACACAUUCUUUUUCCACCUUAGCCUUGUGUCCUGCAAGUCAGGAAGCUGAAUGACCCUGUUGAUGGAAAGAGGAAGAGAAAGUGAGAUCUGAGAAGAGUGAUCUCUGUGACGGAGAGCAAGCUGAUAAACAGGACAGCAAUAAAACACUGAGAAUGACAA